CACCUAUUUUAUUGCUGUUGUGAUAUAUUUGAAUGAAUGUUAGCGGAAUUAUCGAUGUCUGGUGAACUAGCAGGAAUUAUCGAUGUAUUAUGCAACCGAGAAUUCUUGCCUAGGUGCAGGUCACCACGCAGGGACUCGUCUCUGUGGGUGAGAGCACGGAGGAGGCACGGAUGCCCCCGCGGUGACACGCAAGUUGCACACGUGUGUAUACAUGCCCGCUGGAAGGGGUUUACUUAUCAGCAUUCGGCGUUGCUUAGCUGGCACUGCCGGCUUCACUUUACCUCUCGACGGUCUUGCUUAGUGCUCGUUUAACUAGCCGGUCGUGCCGCACCUGUCGGACAAAGAUCGCCGAAUCGUCUGAUUACAACGGAUAACUUGUCGUACGGAGAUUCGGAAAUCACUAUUACGUCAUCCCUCGCGCGUUUUUCUCGUCCAUCUCCUAUCUCUUUGUCUUUUUCUUCCUUUUUUCGUUUUUUUUAGAACUUUAAUAGCGAUUCCAUUGAUUGCUACUAUUAUUUCUCAACAAUCACUAGCGUUAGUUUCUGUUGUGGAUUUUUCGAGUGAAACUUUUUUCGCAAUUGAUUAGGAGGACCGCGAAUUGCGAAAACCUGAUUGCAAUCUAUCAAUAUUUUGGGAAUCCAUAAUGUCAUCAUGUUCUGAUAAAUACACGAACAGAUCACGAUAACGCACUGAUAUCCAGUAUCUUGAGCAAACGCGAUAUCUUAUAUCGACAACGCCGCGAACAAGGCAUGACAAGACCGGUGUUUGUGGAUUCGGCUGGUUGAUUCAUACACAAGAUGGAAAUCGAUGAUUUGACGCUAUAUUUUUACAUUGCAUGUGGUAUCUUCGCCGGCGCGCUUAUCUUACUUUUCGUUUUGGUGACCGUGCUAUUCGUGAAAGUAAAUCGAUUAUCCGAGGACGGGUCCAACCAACUAAACAGACAGACAAAUAUGAUGGCGGACUUCUGUUACACCAAUCCCACGAUCGUACCUGGAGAACUGCUCUCUCGUCGUGGCUUUUCUAUGUACAGUGGAGCUGACAAUUUCGACGAUGAUUUCGGCAAGAACAAAAACGCUCAGUAUGGAACAUAUCACGAGGCUCGAUCAAAAUUCUGAUUAAACUUUGAGUCUGCAAUGAUUGAUCUCCAAUUAUUGGUGCGGCUUAUAAGCUGAUUAAUCUGCAAUUAUAACAUUAAGUAAAAAUUAAGAUAUUGCGUAAUGUAAGAUAUUGCAUAGUAAUGUAAAAUAUUGUAGUUUAAGCUAUUAACUGGAUCAAAUUAUUAUUAAUAGUAUUAUUUGCUCUUUAUGUAUAGUCAUUCUCUGUGUAACUUUUUGCGUAAUGUACUCGAUUUAACGUCUUUAAUUUUUCUUUGAACUGACUUUACGCAGAUGUUACUUCCCGCAGAAUACAAAUUAAAGGUGACUCUACACGAUCAAUAAUACUGAUCAGUAAUAUUGAAUCAAUAAUACUGACGAUAUACAUUAAUAUUUUUAGUAUUUUUACAACCUUGCACCAUCAGUAUUAUUGACAAUUAUAUACAG
This is a messenger RNA of Trachymyrmex cornetzi, 1541 nucleotides long. RefSeq lists its product as uncharacterized. Lineage: Eukaryota; Metazoa; Arthropoda; Insecta; Hymenoptera; Formicidae. The record is from RefSeq and is a predicted model, not a curated record. The coding region runs from base 798 to 1115 and encodes 105 amino acids. The transcript is spliced from 3 exons.